Laetiporus sulphureus 93-53 is the source of this 1083-nucleotide messenger RNA. RefSeq lists its product as uncharacterized. NCBI's taxonomy places the organism in Eukaryota, Fungi, Basidiomycota, Agaricomycetes, Polyporales, Laetiporaceae. The record is from RefSeq and is a predicted model, not a curated record. The transcript is spliced from 3 exons. The coding region runs from base 1 to 1083 and encodes 360 amino acids.
AUGUCCUACAACGACGCGUCUGUGGCUCAUGAUGCCUCCUCCUCGACUUACUGUUUCGACCAUAUACUCUCCUUAAAUGAGCCUAGACCGUCGCUAUGGGACACUCUACUGCAGGGCCAUGGAGUCCUAGAUGUCUACACCGCGCCUUUGGGUAUACCUCUCGCGUCUACCUCCGAGCCUUCAAGUUAUGCAGUGGAUAUAUCCAUACCACAGCUCGACGAAGGCUGGGCUUCAAACCUUUCUUAUGAAGAAGCGAGCAUGGACGACAACACUUGGUUAAUGCCGCAUUCCUAUCAUAUGCCGAGCGUGCCAGAGGCAGUUCCGUCACUGACCACCUUACGCGGCAUACAUGACGCUGUAUGCUACACGAAGGAGCCUUCCACCAUUAAUCCCAUGCUCUUGAGCAUUCCUAGCGGCAAAAUCGUCCAAUUGGCUUCGCCGACUACGGCAUUCGCUUCCUGCGUCCCUUCCGGGAGCAUUUCACCCCCAAUCGAUAGUAAAGUUCCAUCGGACCAUGCCAUAGGAACGUUAUAUGCGACCGACCAUACUGAUGCCAAUACCUAUGAUCGAGAGCGUGCGCUUAAAUCCGAUGCCACAAACAGUGACGAAGGAUCCAAUCGGACCAAUUCCUUUCCCGAGCCCUCACACGCCGCCGGAUACCGUCCUCUCACCACCAAUCUUCCAUUCGUACUCAAUGCUGAGAUCCCGGAAGAGCUCAUCGUCUUCGCUCUGCAGGAUCCCUCUCGUGGGUGCCCGGUUGACGGGUGCGCGUAUGUUCCCACUGCCAUUGGCAAGCGAGGCUCAGGACAGGCAUCCAAUAUGCUGAGGCAUAUCGAGUCUCAUCGUCCGAAGCAGUGGGUGUGUUGUGGGCUGCCGCUCAAUGUCGCAAUCGAAAAAGGUCUUCGGAAGGAGGAUGCUCCGCCAAACUUCUUCUACGGAGGACAGCCGAUGAUCGGAGGCUGUGUGCAUUACCUUAGCAGGAAAGAUUCGCUCGUUCGCCACCUGAAAGGCAAGGGUCGCGACUGUCUUACGGAUAUAUCUAUUGUGGAGGAGCACAUCAAAGAGCGGCGCGCUAGUUUGUGA